This is a messenger RNA of Labrus bergylta (ballan wrasse), 575 nucleotides long. Lineage: Eukaryota; Metazoa; Chordata; Actinopteri; Labriformes; Labridae. The record is from RefSeq and is a predicted model, not a curated record.
CUGAGAUAGUGGAGGGCAGUUCAGUGACUCUGAACUGUAGCAGUGAUGCUAACCCAGCAGCUACUUUUAAAUGGUACAAGAAGAACCAAUCAGCAGCUCAGGGACGAAAAGGCAUUUAUUAUUUUACAUCCAUUAGCCCUGAGGACAGAGGGAUGUACUACUGCACAUCUGAGAAUCACUAUGGACGGAUCAACUCUUCAACUCUAUUUGUAGAUGUCCAGUAUGCUCCAAGGUUUUCCUCUGUGUCAACGAGUCCCUCUGCUGAGAUAGUGGAGGGCAGUUCAGUGACUCUGACCUGUAGCAGUGAUGCUAACCCAGCAGCUAAUUAUACCUGGUACAAGGAGAACCAAACACUGCUUCAAGGACAAGUUGGCAUUUAUUCUUUCACCUCUAUCAGCUCCAAGGACAGCGGGAUCUACUUCUGCAGCUCUAACAAUAAGUUUGGCCAGAGAAACUCCACAGGAUUACAUGUAGAUGUUCAGUAUGCUCCAAAGCUUCCCUCUGUGUCAGUGAGUCCCUCUGCUGAGAUAAUGGAGGGCAGUUCAAUGAAUCUGACCUGUGAGCUUCACGUGUGA